Molecule: messenger RNA, 1903 nt
Organism: Neopsephotus bourkii (Bourke's parrot)
Lineage: Eukaryota; Metazoa; Chordata; Aves; Psittaciformes; Psittacidae
Gene: CD86
Product: CD86 molecule
Exons: 6
Coding region: 380-1303 (307 amino acids)
Biological process (GO): cellular response to lipopolysaccharide; positive regulation of T cell proliferation; immune response
Cellular component (GO): external side of plasma membrane
Source: RefSeq, a predicted model, not a curated record
ACAAAUUAAAUGCUGUUUAGACUCAACUCUUUAAACCAUACAGGAUUUCUCUCAGUUGUAUUUUACUGUUGUGAAGGAUAGGUUCCUGUUACAAUACUGAAGGGUAAACUCUCCAGCACUUCCGGUAGCUGGCAUCAUCACGCUGUCUCUCUCACCUCCUCCUUCUGUGUCACCCUCUCCUCCCCCUUUACUUUCAAUUCCCCCUUCUUCCCCACACUGCCAGGACAAGCAUGUUCCCUAUUCCUCUUUCCUCUGCACGAGGUCUUCUGGGUAUUCAUCCUGCCAUUUGCACCUCGGGGGCUCUCUAUUUCUCCUAUGGCAUACCCUGUCUGCAGCAGUCCUGCACCACAUCACUUUCUCUGUAAACCAGAGCUCUGUCAUGGCAUGUUUCUUGUUGCUAAAGGCUAUGAAGCACACAGAAGUCUUUGCACCAGUACAUGGGAAAAGCGUCAUGGAGGUCUUCAUAUUCUUCCUUUAUGCUAUGAUACUUCUCCCAGGUACCACUGGCACCGUGCAUCAGGUGAAGUCAUUUCUCAAUCACACUGCAUACCUAUCCUGUUAUUUUCCAAACUCUCAAAAAAGUGACAUAAAGGAUUUAAUAGUUUUUUGGCAAAAAGGCCUUGAAGUGGUGCAUGAAGUGUACCACGGCCAAGAAAAACAUGAUAAUAUUAGUCCUGAAUAUAAAAAUCGCACCAAGAUGGAUAUGGACAAAUGGACCUUGCAGUUGUUAAAUGCAGGAAUUCUGGAUGAGGGACUGUAUACGUGUAUCAUACAGCAGAGAGUUGAAGGAAUUUCAAGUGUCAUACAUCAGUCUGAGUGCUUACUGCACAUCAUUGCCAACUAUAGUCAACCUGCAAUAGCAUGGCUGCACAAAGGGGAACUAAAGCCCAGUGAAUAUUUGAAGCUUUGCUGUUCUUCCAGUGGAGGUUAUCCAGAGCCCAAGCAAAUGACUUGGUUAAUUUCACAUGAAAACAGAACACGCAGGCUUAUGAAUCACAUGGAUAUCUCACAGGAUGCUGUAACAAAGCUGUACAAUGUUACUACCAAGCUGAAUACCACAGUUCCUACAAACACCCUCACUAAUAUCAGCUGCUUGCUUCACCUUGGAGAGGAGCUGGGGAGCCUUGUCUCAGUGCCACUGGGCAUAGAGAUAAUUCAAGGGGAAGAAAUAGAGCAAGUGAAGAUACAUUUCUUUGGCCCACUUAUAGCUGUGAUUGUACUGAUCACAGUUCUUCUAGGUUUUGUGAUCUUGAGGAGUAGAAAUAUCUCAUCCAGCAACCAGAGUGUCAGUCUAGCAGUCUAGAAGCUAUCCAGCUUGAAACUUCAGCCAUCAGCCAGACUGCUGACUGGAAACCAUCUCUGCACAUAGCAAGGCCUGAGGUCCUGUGUUCUUACAUGGUGUGCCAGAAAAAGAAUCCUCCCCAGAUAUCCUACAGAGCAACAUGCAACAUUUUUGCCUGAUGGUUAAAAUACACUGUCCAGUGAUCUCUGCUUUUAUUUUUGUUCCAGAAUGUAGUAAAUAUGAUGCUCUGCCUGUCUGCAUGACUACCUUUUUGCUGCAUCUUCCAUUACAUACCGUGACAUUGUAAAACCCUGAGUCAAUGAAGAAAGCAGAGCUGCGUGGGUUUCAGAAGAUUCAGAAAUAGAAAGUGUUAGGCCACAAUCUGUGGAUCACAACCAUCACUGGAAACAUGAUCAGAGGCAGGUUAUUAAUUAUGAGCCAUAAACACUUUUAGGAUAGCCAGUGUGACUUUGUACCAGUAACUUUCUUGUAAAGCUCCACCACAGAAAGAGGAAAUUCAAGGCAAUUCCCCACCCUCUGAGACAAGUUGCACAAUUCCUAUGAGACCUUUGAAACUAGAAAUCACCUAAAGGAAAGACUUGCUUUAAAUAAUUGCUGGUU